AUGAGCGAACAAACAUUAGAUGUCAAUAUAGUGGGAGACCCAGUCAAGGGUGUAACCUUUACAACAUUGAACGAGUCACCCGAUGCCGAUCUACAGUUUGCACAAUUAACAGGUAUGGGAUACCUCGGUGGUAGUUUGUUUGGUGUAUCGAUCGGUCUCGCCGAAUCAGUAAUCAAUCAACCAGCACCUGGUAAAUCACGUAGAACUCACAUAUUGGAUUGCUUGGGCAAGAACACUGCCAAGUAUGCAAACACAACCGCUUCAAUGAUCCUCUGCUUUAGUGGUAUCAGAAAGCUUUUACACUAUGGCACUCCAAUGAACGAAUAUAGUAUAUCAAAUAAUAUCUUGUCUGGUUUUAUUACUGGUACUGUUGUAAAGGCACCAGGAGGUGCAGUCAAGGCAGCAGUUGGAGGUGCAGUUGGAGCAACAUUAGGAUUAAUCGUAUCACUUGGAAAGAGAAAACCAGAGUGGAUAAUAAAUAAAUAUUAUAUUAUUGGUUGCGUUGCUAUGAUGAUGAUUGAUUAUGAUUAUUUGUUGCGUGUGAUUAAUAAGGAACACACAACUAGCUGUGGUUUCUCACUUUAUGUUAAUGUAACUUGCAUUAUCUUGCAUUAUACAUUUAUCUAUGAAAUCAUAAUGCCUUUCGCUUGUUGGGUUGAGUUUGGAAACUACAAGACAUACCUCACCUUUGCUAAUCACACAAACUACGAUUCCCUCUUCCCCACAAUUAGAGCAGCCGAACAACUGGGCAAUCCAAGCGGUCCAAUCUUAUUGUACAAGGAUAAAACCCUGACAACACUUCUUGAUCAAGAGGUUGAAGUUGAUGUCACUCUUCUUCGCAUCUAUGUUUCUUCUCCGACUCAACAACCUCAGCUCGCACAGCAAUCAAAUUUCUCUAAUUUGGAGCAACUAGAGGCAUAUUUGAAUGGAUUAGGAAUAACUAGUCAGGAAACCGUCAAAGACAAAUCACCAUUCAUGGACAGAGAAAAUGCAGUUGAGUCAGUUGCUCGUAUUAUUGAAGAAAUGUACUGGUCAUACCACUCUAAGAAUCUCACCCGAGACGAUCACCCUUUUUUUACUUGUCUUACUGGUGCUGGAAUGGGAAAGACAACAUUUGGUAGGGAGUGUCAUCGACUUUUGAGGGAGUUCAACUUCUCUGACAACAAGAUCUCUCAAGCCAUGAAGUCAUCUCUCUACAUAUUUAUCGAUUUCAAUGGAGGUGGGGAUCGACUUACAGAGUCGGAUCUAUCCACCAAGCCUGACUCGAUCUCUGUAGCGCUGGAGAAAAGGAUAUUUGCCCGUGCGAUCAUGCACAAAUCUUUUGAUGUCAUCUCUAAGCAUCUCACUCAGGUACCCGAUGAGCUCUUUUCGUUUGGGUCAACUUUUAGAUAUCUUAGAAAGAAAUCAGGUAUAAGCAAUGAUGAUAUACCUAUUACAAUCUUCUUGCACCUUGAUGAGUUUCCAUUGGCUCACGACUUUGUUGUCGAAAAUAAUCACCCUUCAUUUGUCAAUACAAUGAUCGAGGGGCUUGGUACUUAUAGAUGCAAUGGAGAGACAGAGUCUGAUGCAAACAAUGAAAAAGUAUUCCUCAUUCCGCUCCUCACUGGUACCACAUCAAAAGACAUUAUCAUUUAUCACUCUAAAAACAUUCACCACUUCUUUCCCGGGCUUUGGAGUCGUAUCAACUUGGAUGGCCAAGUCUCAAACCCAGUGUUUGUAAAUCAAUCUGAUUUGCAAUCGUUUGAGACCUCAGAAGAGGAAGUAGCAAAGGAGGAAAUCAAGGCAACAAAAAACCCCAUAAUAAAAGCUAAAAAUGUGCAAGUGGAGGAGGAGCAAGAGGAGGAACAAGAAAUAAUAGAAGAAAUCAACGAAACAAAAACCUCCCAAAGAACAGCUAAAAAGAAGGAAGUGCAACCAGUCGAAUCCAAGAAAAGUUCAGCCAGACUUACAGACAAGAAGAGAGCAAUUGAUGAAUUGGAUGAAGAGGAGAAAGAUUUAGAAAUUGACCAAGUUCCAAAAACCCCCUCUACCAAAUCAGCCAAGAAACCCUAA
Molecule: messenger RNA, 2052 nt
Organism: Cavenderia fasciculata
Lineage: Eukaryota; Evosea; Eumycetozoa; Acytosteliales; Cavenderiaceae
Exons: 8
Coding region: 1-2052 (683 amino acids)
Source: RefSeq, a predicted model, not a curated record